This is a messenger RNA of Penicillium pulvis, 1341 nucleotides long. RefSeq lists its product as uncharacterized. NCBI's taxonomy places the organism in Eukaryota, Fungi, Ascomycota, Eurotiomycetes, Eurotiales, Aspergillaceae. Gene Ontology annotation, molecular function: protein binding. The transcript has a single exon. Gene Ontology annotation, cellular component: U5 snRNP. The record is from RefSeq and is a predicted model, not a curated record. Bases 1 to 1341 code for a protein of 446 amino acids.
AUGUCAAGCUCUACGCCCCACCCUAAAAGGGCAGCCGAAUCUUUUGCCCGCACACAUCAUGCCGAAGACGACUCCCAAGGACCCGACAACAAGAAACCUCGAUUCGAUCUUCGCAACCCCUCCGCACUUGCAGCUGAUGCCCCCGAAGAAGAUGCGAUUCUAGACGCCGAUGAAAUUGGUCGGCGUGGCCAACAAGUACGCCGUAAAGCGAUCAACCUCGACGGCUAUGAUUCCGACAGUGACAAUGAGGGGUUCUCGGCGCGCAAGGAAGAGAAGUCAAAAAAGAGCAGUGCGAAAGAUGACGACGAUGACGAUAUGUUCGCCGAACUAGAAGACGACUUUGGGGACGAGGAAAAAGACGGAGAUGAAGCUUCGCGCAAGAACAAAAAGUCUGUUCGUUUCUUGCGCGACAAUGAGAUUGAAGGCCAGGAGUCUGCUUCAAAAGGUGGAAAAGCAAUGCGUGCCGACCUAAGCAAAGCAGAUGAUAUGGACGACGAAGAUGGCGAAGAUAGUGAGAGUGAUGUUGGAGAAGAGGAACGCGCAAAGAUCGACAACGAGUUGGACGAGGAGAUUGGUGCUGGCGGAAAGAAGAAGCAUGCCCCAUUGCUUGAUGCCUUCAACAUGAGCACAGAACAGGAGGAAGGCCAAUUCGACGAAUCCGGUAAUUACGUUCGCAAAGCCGUCGAUCCGGAUGCUGUUUACGAUUCAUGGCUGGACGGGGUCUCCAAAAAGGAUAUCCAAAAGGCAAAAGACGCUGCAGAGAAACGCGAGGAAGAGCGGAAAGAGCAGGACCGGGUGAAUGACAGUGUGUUGACGUCUGACGUCUUGAAAACCAUUAUUAUACAUCUUGAGCGCGGAGAAACAAUAUUGGAAGCUCUAGCUCGGUUGGGCAAGGGUCUAAAGCGCAAGCCCAAAUGGCAAAACAAGAAGAAGAACAAGAAGAACAGCAUUACCGAAGACACUGAAAUGACCGACGAGAACCCGGACGAGGCCAACCGGAAAAAGGCAAUCGACGCCAUCACCGGUGCCGCGGAUAUCCUCAUGGGUCGCGAUCAGCCCGAGAUCUAUGACACCGAGCGCGAGCUUCUGACCCGGCAAUAUCGUAAUGAGACUGGCGAGCCUUGGGUAGAUCCGCCUUCAGAGCCUGUGGUAGCGCAGGCCGAUGGUCCUACAAUGUGGGAGUACCGCUGGUCGGAUGCUCGAGACGGAGGCGAUGCUCAUGGGCCCUACGAUAGCAGCAUGAUGGCUUCAUGGAACAGUGCGGGUUACUUUGGUGAAGGAGUCGAAUUUCGCCAGGUUGGAAAUACAGGGCCAUGGAGUGCGACAGUUAGUUUUGUGUAA